This is a messenger RNA of Hibiscus syriacus, 366 nucleotides long. RefSeq lists its product as uncharacterized. The transcript has a single exon. Lineage: Eukaryota; Viridiplantae; Streptophyta; Magnoliopsida; Malvales; Malvaceae. The coding region runs from base 1 to 366 and encodes 121 amino acids. The record is from RefSeq and is a predicted model, not a curated record.
AUGAGUCUCGAUUGCUGGACUUGCCCUAUCUUGCAAAGAACGAAUUCGAACGCCGACAUCGAUUUCGGUAAGGAAAAUUGCAUUAGUAAGUUUUGUUGUGUUCAGAUAAGUAGGAGUUUGUCGGGGAACCUGAGUCCCCCAGUUUAUGAGCAAAUUGGAACGAUGAUGAGAAACACCGGGAUUCCUCCGAAGAAGAUAAAGAAGGGUCCUCGCCGGUUUCAUACAUUCAAUAAUACAACUUAUGGCGCGAUGGGGUUCGAAGCUAACGUCAAGAGCGAGCCGAGGUUGGCGAGGAGCUCGGGGAUGAGGAGGGAUUGGAGCUUUGAGGAGGCAAAAGGGUUGAAAAGAGGGGGAAAAGUUUCUUGA